Molecule: messenger RNA, 1536 nt
Organism: Truncatella angustata
Lineage: Eukaryota; Fungi; Ascomycota; Sordariomycetes; Amphisphaeriales; Sporocadaceae
Exons: 3
Coding region: 1-1536 (511 amino acids)
Biological process (GO): protein phosphorylation
Molecular function (GO): protein kinase activity; ATP binding
Source: RefSeq, a predicted model, not a curated record
AUGUCCGCGGAAUUGGUGUUUGCAGUUGUUGGUGGCGCAGAUCUCUGUCUCAAAUACGGCAAUAUUCUCAUACAGGCGUACCAGGAUCUCAAGAAUGCUGAUGAAAUUGUUUUGAGUAGGGUAGUCUGGCUCGAGGCAUUCUGGAGCCGGACCGUAAGUCAGAUUGAGUUCGUCAAACGCGUGGCUCAAACGAUGGCGCCUGAGCAUUGCAGGAUUCACAUUGAAGUGUUUGAAAUCCUCAGAGCAAGACUUACGAAUGCGAAAUCUCGACUUAAAUCACUGAUCGAACCCUCACACCAAGGAAACCCUGUGAAGAAGUGGCGAGUACCAUUUCUGAGAUCAUCUCUCGAUGACAUGCGUGAACAGCUCGAGAUGUGGCAACGUCUGUUCGAUCCCACAUGGUACUUGAUCCUAAGGAUUGAGAAUGAGGUGAUAGAUAAAGAGUUCUCCAGGAGUCUAUCCACAGCUGCGAACACUAUCAACACAACUCUUGUACACAUAAUAUCCCCUCUGUUUCUACCAGGAAAUGGCCUUGACUGGACGAAAGCGGAGACCGUCGCGUAUUCGACAACAACGAUGGUUCCAAAGAUUGGCUCCUCUAGGAAGUACGCUAUUGAUUCUAUCGACUGUCUCUCAAGUGUAGAACUGGCCCAACUCCGAGCUGAUACAGAACGACUAGCGCACAAAUUGCAGCACGUUGAUCCUGAUGUUUUUGGCCUCUUGAAGUGUUAUGGUCUAGUCAAGAGAAAAAGCCCGCUGACCCGCCAAAUCUCGUCAAUUGAUAUGGUAUUCACUCUACCUCCACAAUCUGGAACACCAAUCAGCCUUAGGCAACAGUUAUUGCAACCGCAAGUCUUCAGUCUAACACGAGUCCUAGAGCUAGCUCGACAGAUCACGAGUGCAGUAAGCUUUGUUCAUACCUGUGAUUUUGUUCACAAGAACAUACGGCCUGAGACAAUUCUUUCGUUUGCCUUCAAUGGUGCGAACGACGCCAAUGCUUCAAGGGUUACGUACUUGCUGGGCUUUGACACAUUCCGCAGCGUCAACUUCCAUACAAUGCGGACUGGGGACAAUUUUUGGGAGCGAAAUCUGUAUCGCCACCCAUCGCGCCAAGGUUUAAAUGCGCAUGACAAGUAUACUAUGCAACAUGACGUGUACAGUAUUGGUGUUUGCCUUCUGGAAAUUGGCCUAUGGUCAAGUUUCGUGGAUUAUGGAGAUGGCACCGAAACGCCCGUCGGAAAUACUACGCCAUCUAAGGCUUUAGGUUUGAAAACUGAGGAUUUCGAACCUAGAGCAAUAGGAUGGACGGUAUCAUACGGCCAUAUAAAGGAUCACUUGGUUGACUUGGCCCGGUCUAGCCUGCCCAGGAGAAUGGGUGAUAAGUUUACUUCUUUGGUCAUCACCUGUUUGACAUGCUUGGAUCAUGACAGCGAAGACUUCAAGGAUCAAGAGGAAAUGCAUGACGAGGAUGGCGUCCUACUUGGUCUAAAGUUCAUCGAAAAAGUAGUGUUCCGCAUCAGCGAAGUCUCAUUUUAA